AUGGCAGAAGAAACGAAAUUGGCACACAGUGAUGGUAAUGCACUAGAUCAGGAAUCACCACCAUCUUACCAUGCCACAGCUGACCAAUCUGCAGUGGAUAUGCCUGAGGGCCUUCCUCCAUAUGGGGCUAAUGGAUACUCUGAACCUCCGCCAUCGUACGAUUCACUGUUUGGGAAGGUGAAGGCUGCCAAAGCCUCAUCCAGUAACAAUGCUCAGUUUGCCAAGAGCUUCGUAGGCAUACUUAUGGGAACCUUGGCCUGUACCAUUAUAAUGGGAAUUUUCCUGGCGAUUCCAAUAGCAAUGACAGCUAUAGGAGGUGUGUAUCUACAUCAAUGUCCAGCUGAGAGGUUUAUCCCUAUCUAUCUAUUGGUGGCUGGAGUGUUUGGGAUUAUCAAGAAUCUGUCCAGUCUAGGACAGAAACUGAGAAAUAAGAAAGAAGAAGGAGAGGAUGAUGAUCAGAAAAAUGUGAAGACAAAUCCAGCAGACAUGUUACUGAACUGCUUUUUGUUCGCCUGGUUUAUUGCUGGAAAUGUGUGGGUAUAUCGUACCUAUGGAAACUUCAGUACUGAUGAGACCUCUCAAAUGUACUGCCAUCCUACCUGUUACUACUUUGCCUUCUGGAUCAUCACAUCUACCUAUAUCCUAGGGGGACUCAUCUGCUUUCUGACUUGCUGUGGAGGGAUUGUGGCAGCCAUCACCACAGCAAAAUAAAGCUUAGUAACUGAGAUGAGAGAAGAGAAUCUAGAUUAAUCUGUAAAACUGGUACAAGGUAUUAAUGUAAUUAUAUGUACAAUUAAUAAUGCUCAAACACAGCUUCCAGAUGAUCAGAAAUGUUUAGAUAUAUUCAGUUUUUCUCUUUUUAGAGAGGUACAUAAGUGGAUUACGUAUUGUGGUGUAAUUGCUUGCUUUCGGUAUAAUUACAUGAUUUUUAGUACAUGUACAGGUAUUCAUAUAAGUAAAGAUUGUUUGCUUAAUAAUACUAACACUUACUUAUCACUUGUUGGGCCUAUAUUACAUGGUCUACAUGUAUAUGAUGCAGAGUAAGGAUUCCAUUCACAGUGUACAAGUUAUGACACUUGAUUACCAAGGAAAUUUAAAGAGACUAAAAUUGAUCUGUUGUCAUCAAAGCAAUACUUAAUUGUUACUAUUUUCUUUCUUUCUACAAUGUGAUUUCUUCCAAAUAUUGUCUCCUGAGGCACCCGUCCUUGUAUUACCUCAGCUGUUCUGAGGAGAUAAAACUCCAAACAUACUAAUUUCAUUCAGGACUUUAAACUUGAAAAAACGGAGCAAACUAUGGUGUC
Molecule: messenger RNA, 1301 nt
Organism: Ylistrum balloti
Lineage: Eukaryota; Metazoa; Mollusca; Bivalvia; Pectinida; Pectinidae
Product: transmembrane protein 272-like
Exons: 7
Coding region: 1-711 (236 amino acids)
Source: RefSeq, a predicted model, not a curated record